This is a messenger RNA of Drosophila ficusphila, 3881 nucleotides long. Its product is annotated as meckelin. The coding region runs from base 44 to 2944 and encodes 966 amino acids. The transcript is spliced from 7 exons. The record is from RefSeq and is a predicted model, not a curated record. Lineage: Eukaryota; Metazoa; Arthropoda; Insecta; Diptera; Drosophilidae. Gene Ontology annotation, cellular component: MKS complex; ciliary transition zone. Gene Ontology annotation, biological process: cilium assembly.
AGUGGCAUCGCAUAAAGCAGCAGCUCCAAAAAAUUAGAACAGGAUGAUGUGCUCCCUUCGGUUCAUCAACUGGAGUGUACCUUUCAUUUGGAUCGGCCUACUUAUUCAAAUCGCUAACUGCUCGAUGGCCAAUCCAACGCCAAAUCCCUCGCAGGUGCCAACCCCACACACUUUCCGCUUCCAGAAUCCGACGCAGUGCCUCAAGAACGAGUUCUACAACCUCAACCUUUUCGACUGUGUGCCCUGCAACGAGGUCGCACCUGGAGACGGCGGUCUGGGAAAACUGCAGCCCGACAAGUUUUCGUGCAAGUGCCCAAUUGGUCACUUAUCGAUCUAUGAGCGAGGGAAGACGUGGCCGACCUGCGAUGAGAUUUGCACCCCGGACAGGAGCGACAACUGCACCUCAGUGUGGCUGCCACAACCUCGACCCUCCAGUUACUGCACCUAUCGAUAUCUGAACUCCACAUCGGUCUUCGCCAGCCAGUUGGCAGUGCAUCCACUCAUUUCCGGGAUUAUCCUGACCAAGACCAAUCCGUCGAGCAGCUCAGGCGAUUGCCACUCUUGUGACACGGUGCACAAUUUCCGUUACCAGGACUUCUGCUUGGCCAGCACCCUGUUGCGUCCUUAUCUCCACUACAACUCCUUCUGGCAGUCCACCACCACCAGUUCCAGACCGGAUGUGGGUGCACCUGGUCACUUCGGUGACCUAAAGUUCGUGGCCUUUUUCUGUCUGACCCUGCGGAACGAUACCGCCUGCCAGCAGCUGGCCAAUCUCUGCGUGCUCUCCCACUUUUCCCUGGAGAAGCACUCACCUUGCAGUGCCUUCCUGCUCACCCAGGUCUCCGAUGUGGUGAUGAAGUACGCCCACUCCGGCGAACAAGUACGCUCCCUGCAGCCGUUCCUCUUCUACAAGAAGGGCCGGGUUACCAAGGAUUUGCUAUCGAAGACUCUUCAGCUGGCGCAUCGCAAGGAGCUUCAACUAUUUAGCACCACUUUCGGUCUAGACGGUGGACUUAAGAGAUGGGGUGCCUUUCACUCGGAGAUGUUAAACUUGUGCCCGCAACCGGCGCCAAGCCUGCGAUUAGCUUUGCCCAAGAAGGAGGCGGAAGUCUCCUGCCAUCUCACCCUGGAGCGACUCAUUGACCUGGCCAACCAGCAGGCCAACGACGAGUUCCUAUCGGUUUACUUGAACUUCAGCAGUAACUGGCAGUUUCUCCUCCACCAGCUGCCAGUUCUUAUCGAAACCCUUACGCCGGAGAAUCAGCGAUCCCAACCGGAGGAGUGGCAAUUGGUAAAGCGGUUCCAGUUGAUCUCGGCUUCACCGCGGGAUAACCGCCUCCACCAAACAAUGCCGCGCUACGAGGACGCCCACAAGAUACAGAUGUAUUACUCAUUACGUUAUGCAGAGGACAUAGAACUGCAUUACACCCUGGACCAGGAUCAACCGGAUAGAGUGGGUCUACCCCUCAUUCGUCUUCGCUACCGCCACAUUGAGAUGGAAUCGGGAAAUGCAACUCUAAGCCAAAAGUAUCCAUUCCGUUUGAGGAUCAGUUACGAGCAAGUGAAACGUGGAUGGGAGUGGUUGGUCCUGGAGGUGGCAUUGCCCCUUCUUCUUCUGAUCGCUUUCGCAGCAGCUAUCUUCAGACUCCAGAAUCUUCGGAGAAGGAGAAAAGCCGAUUUGUGCCAGAUGAGCAGCCUUAUGGAGUUUCUGCUGCAGCUGGCGGGGAAUGUGGCCUAUGCUCUGCUGGCCACCGCUCUGCUUCUCCUCCUGUUGCAGGCCUCCAGUCCGCGCCUUCUGAAGAUCCUUCUGUAUCCCGCCUGCUUGCUGCAGCUGAUAUUCCUGGCCAUUCAGCUGUGGCGAUCCAGCCAACUGGAGCUCUUCCUCAUCGACUGGGAACGGCCUCGGAGCAGCUGCGAGGGCCAGCGCCUGAAUCUGGACAGCUCCUCUCUCUGCUCCAGCGUUCGGACUUUCGUGGCGGAGAGCAGUGUUUCGGCCUGGCGCGUCCUGUUCACGGCCAACGCCUGGAUUCGCCUGAGUGUGACCCAAAAGUACUCUUCAUUGGGUCAGGUGUUCGUGGUCAUCGCUGGCUACCAGUUUCUGGAACGGUUUACUCAUGGAGAUCUGGGAUUGCGCUGCUGUCUAAUAGCCGCCGUGUAUCUGCUUACAUAUCUGCUGCAAAUAAUUGGGCACAGUCUCUUCGUGACCAAUCCUCUCCAGAAGUUUAUCGACCUCUGCAGUUUGGCCAAUAUCUCCUUGUUCUCGCUGACAGAGCCAGGAUUUGGAUACUAUAUUCAUGGGCGAUCCCCACAUGGAUUUGCCGAUACGGACAUGUCCUCGAUGAUUUUGCAGCUCCAGAGGACCCAAACGAUGUGUGGACGACGCGGAUUACUUAUGGAUUCGGAUAAGCAGGCCUAUAUUAUUCUACCUCCCAGGAAUCUUCACAUUUACUUGGAGCGCUUGUUGCUGCCCUUUCAAAGGAGCCUAACUGGGAGCCUUUCGCAGACCCUUCUUUACCAGAAGGACAUCGUUCCCAGCAUCGAUGGCCAAAUGGAACGCACCUCCAUCGCCUAUGCCAGCGUUAAUCGUUUCUUUUGCGCUUUUAUUGAUCAUGCCAUCAAAGACAUGGACUACAUUAUUAAGGAGAAGUCCUUUGUGGAGCAAAUGCUAAAUUGCGAAAUCGACAACUAUAUUACAGAGAAUAAAGGUACCUUCUACAUAGACGAUUCGUUUAGCUUCUCCCGUGUCCUGCUUUUGGGUAACCAUUUGCACAUAUUUGUUUUGGAACUUCUCCUGCUGCUUUCGAUUUUUCUGAUGACCUCGAACUUGCUGAUUGCUGCUGCUGUGGCUUGUGUGUUUAAUAUAUUACUUCGCCAUGUGUUCCGCCAUUGGGUUCGAGGCAAUGUCUCCCGGAAGACACUGAUCGACGAGAGAUUCCUCUUGUAGCCCCAAAACGAGGAGCAAUAUCUGCGGGAGGACGGAUUCUUUGCCAUAUAAAUGAUUUCAGCGUAGUACAUGAAGUUUUUUAUUGUUUUAUAUUCCACUCGAUAGUAAGUAGUACAUCCAUAUACAGUGGUUAAUCUUUAGUUAUCGUAAAACUUACGGCUAAAACAGAUAAAAUAAUUUCCAUAGUUUCACAUAUAACAUACAAACAUUCGCAGAUGCUACGCAUGAUCUACCUUUGCUCGCUCUAGUUUUGUUUUGCUUAGCUUUUACUUUUGAUAGGAUAGCACACAUUUGAGAACGUUGUACAAACAUUUAUGCAUGGCUAUUUAAUUUCAUAAAUAUACUUCCGCCCCCUUAUCGUACCUAUUGUGGCGCCAUUAGGAGUAGUAGCCGUUUUAUCAUUUAGUUUAAAUAUACUUUUGUAGUUGUCCAGUGAGGAUUCUGUUCGUAUCUGUUCUGGGUGUCUUGCAUUGAAAAUAUCUAUGAAAAUAUUGACCUUAGCUGAUUUGGUUUUGUUUUAGUUUCAAUCGGGCAUCAUAUAAAACUACACACACGUUCGGUUAAAGUUAUCUAUAUGUAUAUGAAGGGGUGAUUCUUUUUCGGAAGUAUGUAUAGAUCAGUAUGUACAUCGACCGCGGGAGUCGAUCCCCGCCAGUCGAUUGCUAAUAAAUAGAGCUACUCACUCCUUACACCUACUGUAUGCUACUACGUCAAACGUACAACAUCCAACAUCAAUUUUUUGCUUAUCCGUAACUUAAGGGUUUGAUUCAACUGCGGAACUUAGACGUCUAGAAUGCAGCUAACUUAUUUCAAGUGUCUUCUUACAUGGUAUACGAAUGUAUGCUGUUCUUGGGAUGAGCAGAGGCUUGGGUUGCACAUGAGGGUCCCUAUCGGGUCCUACUGAUGGAUGGUUAGCGGUCAAUAAAUAUCGUACAUG